Messenger RNA from Elgaria multicarinata webbii, 1327 nucleotides. It is a transcript of the gene RAD51C, whose product is annotated as RAD51 paralog C. Lineage: Eukaryota; Metazoa; Chordata; Lepidosauria; Squamata; Anguidae. Gene Ontology annotation, cellular component: Rad51B-Rad51C-Rad51D-XRCC2 complex; Rad51C-XRCC3 complex; replication fork. Gene Ontology annotation, molecular function: four-way junction DNA binding; ATP-dependent DNA damage sensor activity; crossover junction DNA endonuclease activity. The transcript has 9 exons. The record is from RefSeq and is a predicted model, not a curated record. The coding region runs from base 1 to 1110 and encodes 369 amino acids. Gene Ontology annotation, biological process: reciprocal meiotic recombination; DNA repair; meiotic DNA recombinase assembly.
AUGGAGCCGAGGGACGUGGGCAGCUUCCCCUUGGCGCCCGGUCUCCGGGCCAAGCUCGUCGCCGCCGGUUUCCAGACGGCCCAAGACGUGCUCGAGGUCGGACCCUGUCAGCUCAGCAAAGAAACUGGAAUUUCUAAGCAGGAGGCAUUAGAAAUUUUGCAAGUGGUCAGACGGGAACGACAUGGGGACGGAGCAAAGCCUGCCGGGGAACCAGCCGCUGUCAGGAAAUACACAGCUCUUGAACUCUUUGAAGAGGAGCAAGUUCAAGGCUUCAUCAUCACCUUCUGCUCUGCGUUGGAUGGUAUCCUAGGAGGGGGUAUGCAGCUGACGAAACUAACGGAGAUCUGUGGAGCACCAGGUGUCGGCAAAACACAGUUGUGCAUGCAACUGGUGGUGGAUGUGCAGAUUCCAGAAUGCUUUGGAGGUCUUGCUGGAGAAGCUGUUUUCAUAGAUACAGAGGGGAGUUUCAUGGUAGACCGAGUAGUGGAUAUGGCAGCAGCCUGUGUCCAGCAUUGCCAGCUAAUUGCUGAAAUGCACCCAGAAGAAGAUCAUCAAACAGCCCUGGAGACUUUCUCCCUUGAAAAUAUUCUUUCGCAUAUCUAUUACUUCCGUUGCCAUGACUAUGUGGAGCUGCUGGCACAGGUGUACCUCCUCCCAGACUUCCUCUCUGGGCACUCAAAGGUACGGUUGGUUGUGAUCGAUGGCGUCGCCUUUCCCUUCCGCCACGGCUUCGAGGAUCUCUCCCUGCGGACACGGCUGUUGAACGGCCUGGCCCAGCAGCUGAUCACAAUCGCAAACGAUCACACGUUAGCGGUAGUGUUGACCAAUCAAAUGACAACAAGAAUUGGACAAGGGCAAUCCUCUUUGGUACCUGCUUUAGGAGAAAGCUGGGGACAUGCAGCUACGGUCCGUUUAAUUCUGCACUGGGAUAACAACCAGAGGUUGGCCAUGUUGUACAAGUCGCCAAGUCAAAAGGAGUCAACUGUGUCAUUUAGCAUUACACCUCAUGGAUUCAGAGAUGUUCAACUUCCACAUCCAGAUCUGACCCCAUCAGAAAAUGAACCCAAUCCUCGUAAACGGCCACGCAUAGAACCGGUGGAGGGACAGUGAUUCAGAAGAAUGCCUGUUCACUGCGGCUCCAUUCGAAAAACAUUCGCACUACAGAUGAACGUCAGGCUGCUCAAGAGACUAUUUAACUUGGAUUCAAAAGUAUGUUUAAUCUUAAUUCAUGCCACGGUAAUUUUACAUUCCUCACCUCUAGGUUAUUUCUUCCACCACCCCUUCCUCCAGUAUGAUUUUUCUUUUUCAAAUAAAAGUUGAAAAACUA